Closterium sp. NIES-67 is the source of this 3635-nucleotide messenger RNA. The record is from the annotation of a GenBank genome assembly. NCBI's taxonomy places the organism in Eukaryota, Viridiplantae, Streptophyta, Zygnematophyceae, Desmidiales, Closteriaceae.
ACCGACCAGGCAUGGAAUUGGAGACACUCGCACGAUUCGAGAAGGAUGUGAAGCGGACCGACACCGGGUUCCUGGCGAUAGCAACAGAGGUGGAGAAUGACAGAGAGAAAGCCUCGGAAACUCCAGAAAAAAUCAAGGAAUUACUGAAGGAGUUCCAAGACAUUCUUCCUGACGAUCUUCCGAACGAGCUACCGCCAUACCGAACGCAUCAACACGAGAUCGUGGAGGAACCGGGUUCGAAGCCGACCUUCCGAGCACCAUACCGGCUCAGCCCUACGGAGCUGACCGACAUGAAGAAGCAGAUCGAGUAUCUCCUAGCCAAAGGACUCAUCCGACCAUCUACUUCGCCAUACGGUGCCCCAGUACUCUUCACACCGAAACCGGACGGAAGCCUGCGCAUGUGCAUCGACUACCGAGCUCUUAACAAGCAGACCAUCAAGAAUAAAUAUCCGAUACCGCGAAUCGAUGACCUGCUUGACCAGCUUCGGGGAGCUACGGUAUUUUCCAAACUGGAUCUGCGGUCCGGAUACUGGCAGAUACGGAUGGCGGACAACUCUAUCCACAAAACUGCUUUUCGAACUCGGUAUGGAUCGUACGAGUAUUUGGUCAUGCCGUUCGGACUCACCAACGCGCCGGCAACGUUCCAAGCCGAAAUGAACCACAUUCUACGACCACUUCUGGACGAAUGCGUGGUGGUGUACCUGGACGACAUACUCAUCUACUCGCGCGACAUGAAGCAGCACGUCGAACACCUGCGACGCGUCUUCGAAAUUCUUCGACGGGAACGAUUCUACGUCAAACUGUCCAAGAGCGAAUUCGCCCUUGAAAAGGUCCAGUUCCUAGGACACAUGGUGAGCGCUCAAGGAGUUCACGUCGACCCCAAGAAAAUCGAGGCCGUACGCACGUGGAAGACACCCGAGAACGUGAAGGAGUUGCAGCAGUUCCUAGGCUUCGCUAAUUACUACAACAGGUUCGUGCCACAAUAUGCGAAAAUCGCAGCACCACUCACGAAUCUGCUGAAGAAGAACACGCCCUACAAAUGGGAGACGAAGCACCAGGAAGCCGUGGAGCAGCUGAAACAAGCACUAACGUCCGCACCGGUGCUCAUCUUGCCAGAUCCCGAACGCGACUACGUAAUCGAAGCUGACGCCAGCGACCAGGCAGUGGGAGCAGUCUUGAUGCAAGACCAGGGGAAUGGACUGCAACCAAUUGCCUACCUCAGCAAGAAACUGCACGGGGCAGAACUCAACUACCCGAUACACGACAAAGAGGCUCUUGCUAUCAUCAUCGCCUUCAAAGCGUGGAGAUGCUAUCUCGAAGGACGAAGAACGACCGUCUACACCGACCACUGCAGCCUGAAAUAUUUGAAGACACAACCCAACCUUUCCAGGCGGCAGGUCCGGUGGAUCGACUUCCUCGAGACACACUUCCACUACGACAUCGUGUACAAGCCCGGCCACAAGAACAAAGCAGACGCUCUCAGCCGGCCUGCACACGUUGCCGCGAUUCAGGUCGAAGGGAUGAAUCCACUACUCAAGGGACUCUUCACCCACGGGUACGCCAUCGACCCCGAAAUUUCCUUGGCAGAAAAGCGACAUCUGCUACAAUGGGACAGUGACAUCGCGUACCGGAAAGGAUCAACAAAAAUCUGGGUACCCAAUUACCCUCCUUUGCGCCAGUUACUACUCGAAGAAUACCACGACGUCCUGUACGCCGGACACUUCGGUAGCAACAAGACGCUCACCGGUAUCGCCAAACACUACUACUGGCCCCAUAUGGCAGACGACGUCCAGAAAUUCGUCACCUCGUGUGAUACAUGUCAGCGGAUGAAGAGCAGCAAGCAGAAAAAGGCGGGACUACUGCAGCCUCUUCCUGUCCCAGAACAACCAUGGCAAGUGGUUAGCCUAGAUUUCAUCACCGGGUUACCACCUACCUCCAGCGGUCAUGACGCCAUCCUUGUCGUCAUUGACAAGUUCUCCAAAAUGGGACACUUCAUCCCGACACACACGACGGCACGCACCGAGGAGACAGCACAGCUCUUCGUUCGUCACAUCAUCUCACAGCAUGGCAUCCCAACUACACUCAUUUCCGACCGAGACCCCAAGUUCACUAGCAAGUUCUGGAAGGAACUUAUGUCUCUUCUCGGGACCAAACUCGCCAUGUCAUCCGCAUACCAUCCGCAGACAGACGGACAGACCGAGCGCCUCAACCAAAUUGUUGAGCAACUCCUCCGAGCAGCCUGCAAGGACGACAUCUCCAAAUGGGACUUGCACCUGCCCGUACUCGAGUUUGCUUACAACAAUGCCACACAUGCCGCUACUGGACAGACGCCGUUCUUCCUCUGCUACGGACGCCACCCACUCACACCACAAAAACCAACAGCAUCACCUACAGUCCAACCCGCACAUGAUUUCAUUACAACCAUGCAUCAACUUUGGGAUCGGACCCAUAAGCGCCUACUCGAUAUUCAACAGCAACAGAAGCGCCAAGCCGAUCGCCAUCGCAACGAUCACACCAUCACGGUGGGAGACCAGGUGCUUCUUGACACCCGCAACCUGGACAUCAGCCAUCUCCCAUCUAAACUUCGACCUCGCUUCUGCGGGCCUUUCCUCGUUGAAGCACAGGUCACUCCCGUUACCUUCCGCUUACGCCUGCCAGCUACCUGGAAGAUUCACAACGCCUUCCACGUCCAACUUCUGAAGCCCUAUCGGGACCCGAACACAAUUUUCGUCGGACGCCAACCGCCGCCGCCACCGCCCGUCCUCGUCCAGAAUGAACCCGAGUACGAGGUCGAGUCCGUGCUCGCACACCGCCGUCGUCGGAAUGGCACCGUGGAGCUUCUUAUCCGUUGGAAGGGUUAUGAUCCUUCUGAGGAUAGCUGGGUACCUGAGUCCGACAUGGGUAACGCCCGUCGUCCUCUGCAUGACUACCUUGUCAAGCAGGGUGAACCUCCACAAAAAAUCAAAGAGUUGCUGAAGGAGUUCCAGGACGUCCUUCCCGACGAUCUUCCGAACGAGCUACCGCCAUACCGAACGCAUCAACACGAGAUCGUGGAGGAACCGGGUUCGAAGCCAACCUUACGAGCACCAUAUCGGCUCAGCCCUACUGAGUUGACUGACAUGAAAAAACAGAUCGAGUAUCUCCUAGCCAAAGGGCUCAUUCGACCAUCCACUUUUCCAUACGGUGCUCCAGUGCUCUUCACCCCGAAACCGGACGGAAGCCUGCGCAUGUGCAUCGAUUACCGGGCUCUCAACAAGCAGACCAUCAAGAAUAAAUAUCCGAUACCACACAUCGAUGACCUGCUUGACCAGCUUUGGGGAGCUACGGUAUUUUCCAAACUGGAUAUGCGGUCUGGAUACUGGCAGAUACGAAUGGCGGAUAACUCCAUCCAUAAAACUGCCUUCCGAACUCAGUACGAAUCGUAUGAGUAUGUGGUAAUGCCAUUCGGACUCACCAACGCACCGGCAACAUUCCAAGCCGAAAUGAACCAUAUUCUACGGCCACUUUUGGACGAAUGCGUGGUGGUGUACCUGGACGACAUCCUCAUCUACUCAUACGACUUGAAACAGCACGUCGAACACCUACAACGCGUCUUCGAAAUUCUUCGAUGAGAACGAUUCUACGUCAAAAUGUCC